AUGAACGCGAUAUGGAGCUUGAUCCUGUGUUGUUUGCCUUGUUUCCCGGAGCUUAGUCUGCCAGGCCUCAAUAUCAAUGGCCAACACUACAAAAUUGAGCGAUUGCUUGGCGAGGGAGGUUUCUCCUACGUGUAUCUCGUCACCCUGAGCUCUAACCAUGACCAGCAAUAUGCAUUGAAGAAGAUCAGAUGCCCCUUCGGGUCAAACGACGACAGUUAUGUGCUUGCCAUGAAAGAGAUUCGAAACUACCAUCGCUUUUCUCGAACUCUGACCCCUUAUGUCAUUCAGCUGCUACGGGAGCUGGUGACUGAGGAGCCGGAUGGCUCCAAAACCAUCUAUAUUUUGUUGCCGUACUUUGAACGGUCAUUACAAGAUAUCAUUAACGAGAUGGUUCUCAGCAACAAUACCAUGCCUGAAAGUGAAAUUCUUCGAAUAUUUAUUGGCAUUUGUCGAGGUGUUAAGGUGAUGCAUUCAUAUAAAAAAAUCGUCGGUACGCUGGCGGCACCGAUGUCUACAGCAGAAAACGAGGAUGACGCAUUGUUACCUCUUCAUAGCGACGAAGAAGAUGCACCAGCUCCACUCACAUCCCCCAACACUACAGAGCUUAGUGAGCUUUGCCCCUAUGCUCACCGCGAUCUUAAGCCAGCCAACGUGAUGCUUGGCCCCGAGGGUAUUCCCGUACUUGUUGACUUAGGACUGUGUGGUAAAGCUCGAAUUAAAAUCACUAACCGCCAGCAGGCUCUCACUCUCCAGGACUUUGCCCUGGAGCAUUGCACUUUACCCUAUCGGGCGCCAGAACUUCUUGAGGUGCCUAACAAUUGCGAAAUCACAGAAGCCACCGACAUUUGGUCACUUGGGUGCCUUUUAUACUGCUGUUGUUUUGGGUUUUCGCCAUUUGAGAAACUAGAACUCGAACAAGGCGCCAAUCUUAAUAUAGCCAUUGCCAGAGGCAAAUAUCAAGUGCCGCUGAACCACGAUUACCUGCCCGAGCUCAUUGAUAUCAUUAAGCUGUGUUUACAGAUGGAACCCACGCAGCGACCUAAAAUCCUGCAAUUAUUAGAGUCGGCACUUCUGCUUUCUCGGUCAGCCUGA
Diutina rugosa is the source of this 1092-nucleotide messenger RNA. RefSeq names its product putative serine/threonine protein kinase. The transcript has a single exon. Gene Ontology annotation, molecular function: protein serine/threonine kinase activity; ATP binding. Gene Ontology annotation, cellular component: cytoplasm; Golgi apparatus. The coding region runs from base 1 to 1092 and encodes 363 amino acids. NCBI's taxonomy places the organism in Eukaryota, Fungi, Ascomycota, Pichiomycetes, Serinales, Debaryomycetaceae. The record is from RefSeq and is a predicted model, not a curated record. Gene Ontology annotation, biological process: regulation of vacuole fusion, non-autophagic; vacuolar protein processing; protein phosphorylation.